Chanos chanos (milkfish) is the source of this 891-nucleotide messenger RNA. Its product is annotated as toll-like receptor 13. Gene Ontology annotation, biological process: inflammatory response; toll-like receptor signaling pathway. The transcript is spliced from 2 exons. NCBI's taxonomy places the organism in Eukaryota, Metazoa, Chordata, Actinopteri, Gonorynchiformes, Chanidae. The record is from RefSeq and is a predicted model, not a curated record. Bases 1 to 891 code for a protein of 296 amino acids. Gene Ontology annotation, cellular component: plasma membrane. Gene Ontology annotation, molecular function: signaling receptor activity.
AUGUUCCACAACCUGACCAAACUGCAGACCUUGACACUACUUGACUGCAGAAUCUACUUUUUGGAUCACAGCGUGACCAAAGAUCUGAGAUCUCUCACAGGACUAGCACUGGUAUUCCGAGACAGCUUGAAUAUCCUAGAGAACUAUGUUGAACCUCUGCAGAGUCUGAAGUAUCUUCAUUUACUUCAGUUGCAGUUCUACUGCAGUUGUGAGAACGCGUGGUUCACUUCAUGGGCCGUGAACAACAAGCAGGUGGAAGUAUACCUGUUCAAUCCUUCAAUGGAGGGAUUGAAAUGUCUGGCAAAUAAUGGACUUGAUCAUCUCAAUUUUGUGAACUAUGCUAAGGAAACCUGUUUGUUUGAGGUUGAGUUUGUGCUCUUCACUGCCACAACCCUUGCUUUGUUAGCCUUUAUGGCGGCGGUUUUGUUCCAUCGUUUUGCCAGUCCUUAUGUAUUUCCCCUCUACUACAUUGUGCGUGGGUGGCUGCAGGGGGCUUGGCAACGGGACAAGAAGCGACACUAUGUCUAUGACACUUUUGUGUCCUACAGUGGGAAGGAUGAGCGCUGGCUAGGGAAGGACAUUGUGGAGAACAUAACGGACAGCCUUUACGGAAGUCACCACACCCUCUGCCUGAUCAGUCGCAACUACCUGCGCAGUAACUGGUGCUCUCUGGAGAUGCAACUGGCUACCUACAGACUCCAAGUGGAGCAUAGGGACGUCCUUAUCCUGGUGUUCUUGGAGAAGAUCCCUUCCCACCGGUUAUCCGCCCAUCACAGACUGGCCCGACUGGUAAAGAACCGGACCUAUCUUGACUGGCCUCAGGACUCAGAAAAACAGAGUCUGUUUUGGGACAGACUAUGGGAAAAGCUAAAGCCAGAAGCUUCAGAGUAA